AUGGCGACACCUGAGGAGCUCGCUGAGCUCUCUGAAGCCCGUAGAGAGUUGGCCGCUACGCGCCGUUCCCUCCGGGAUACUCGCGAGGCUCUCAACAACAUCAUCUCCGACGAGAAGGAUGAUACUCAGCAGCUUAUGAGCGACCUCGCGUCCAAGGAGGCCAGUAAUCUUUCUAAGAUAGGUAGCCUCGAGGCCCGUAUUGCUGAACUUGAGGCCCUGGCUGACCGAUCCGUCAGCGAGAUAUCACGGAAGGAAGGUUUCAGUCGACUCUCUCCACGGUCCGAGGAGGAGGAGCAUGAGGUGUAUACCACUCCGAAGUCACGCUCCUCACGAUGCCCGGCAGCGACAGUGACUAAGUUAUGUCUGCCUCAACUCUGUGAAGCAACAGAUCUCCAAUCGCACUAUCAUGCUAUUGAACACACCUUCGUUGAAGCAGGAGCCGCUGAGUAUCACCAGCAAGGACAUUUGCUAGUGCACGAGGAGGUCAAAGUAUCUGUCAUGACCAAAUUCCUUUCCUCUCUGAGUAAUGUCCGACCGGUCCAUAAGAAGGCCACUGUAGCGUCACGUACCCACUCACAGGAUUGGAAUUUGGUCCGCAAUGUCCUUCUGACGAGGUAUUGCCGCAGAUCAGUGUUGAAGGAGACCUACGAGGAGAAGUUUACGCAUCUCACAUUUACAGGGGUUAAGCAGAUCGAGGAUUUCCUGGAGUCCGCCGCCGAUAUCUACCAUCUAUUCACAGAUGUCUACCCGAACGACGUGUCGGAGCGACGUUCAUUGACAAGACAAGUUCUGGCGAAGUUCCCACAGCAUAUCAUUGAGAAGGUUAUGGAGAGAAUUUGCCAGCUGUCGGGGUUAGCCUCUGUCGAUGAGGACUGGGAGACGGCGGUGCCAUUCGAUGAGGCAUCAGACGGAGUGCGAAGUGUUUGUGAGGCAAUCCGAUGGGUAUGCCGAACAAAGGACCAAGCCUCAAUAAUGAAACCGACGAAAGGGGUCGAUAGUGUUCACGCCGCCAUGUACGACGACACCUGCGAAGAGAGUUUAUCCUCGAAGCCGGCAAGCAAACAGGAUUCUGCUGCCUCAGUGGAUAAGGUUAACUCCGGAUCGGGAUCUCGCUCAGUAACCCCCAAGCAGUGGUGUGAACGAUAUAAGCCUGACCAAUUGAUCAAGGUCAUUGGACUGUGGGGUGACGAUCUGCAGAAGGCCAUUCCUGAAAUGGAGAGCAACUUCCCUUUGAAGGGAAAAGGACGUCGUAAUCCGUUCUUCCGAAUAGUUGCUCUCAAGGCUGGCACUGAUAGGGAUGCCGUUAUCUCUCGACUGACGAAGAACAGCAUCCGUUCUGACCGGUUUGCCCCUUUCUCAUGA
This is a messenger RNA of Perkinsus marinus ATCC 50983, 1362 nucleotides long. RefSeq lists its product as hypothetical. NCBI's taxonomy places the organism in Eukaryota, Perkinsozoa, Perkinsida, Perkinsidae. The record is from RefSeq and is a predicted model, not a curated record. Bases 1 to 1362 code for a protein of 453 amino acids. The transcript has a single exon.